Messenger RNA from Chondrus crispus (carragheen), 126 nucleotides. RefSeq lists its product as hypothetical. Bases 1 to 126 code for a protein of 41 amino acids. The transcript has a single exon. The record is from RefSeq and is a predicted model, not a curated record. Lineage: Eukaryota; Rhodophyta; Florideophyceae; Gigartinales; Gigartinaceae.
AUGAAGCAAGACGACGCACCGCGCUUAUUUUUCGAGUCCGGCAUCUGUGUAGAAUAUUUCUUGGGAGUGAGUGUCAGUUUUGUAAACCUAUGGCCGAGUGGCUUUGAGCCCUCCGUGUUUAACUAG